Molecule: messenger RNA, 567 nt
Organism: Vigna unguiculata (cowpea)
Lineage: Eukaryota; Viridiplantae; Streptophyta; Magnoliopsida; Fabales; Fabaceae
Source: RefSeq, a predicted model, not a curated record
CAUAUCACCAACCUCUUACCUUCAUCUUCUUUCUCUCCGUCUGUAGGAAAAAAAAAUGGGAAAUUGCUUAAGGCGCGAGGGUUACGGCGCCGCCGCGGCGGAGGAGGAGUGGGAGGAUUUUGCGGCGGAGAAGUUUUCUUACGGCGGUGGUAGGAAAGCGACGAGAGAGGUUAAGAUAAAGAUCACGAAGAAACAGUUGGAGGAGUUGGUUGGUAAAGUGGAGGUGAAGGAGUUGAGAGUGGAACAGGUUUUGGCACAAUUCAUCGAUCAAUCGAUGGAACGGCCAUGGAGGCCUGCUCUUCAGAGCAUUCCAGAACAUUAAUAAAUGUAUUUUGAUGGAUCCAUGGAGCAGUGAAUUGAGCCUGUUCUUGGUUCAAUCCUUCCAUACAUGCACACUCUUAGGGUUUUGUUUUGGGAAUCUUAAUGUAACUCAUAUUUUUUUCUUUCUUUUUCUGUAAAUAUUUGAUCAUCCAGAACAUCUUUGCUUCCUUGAUUUUCUUUCCUUCUCUCUUGAUCAAUACAAUAUUGUAACUAAUCACUCCUAAUAGAAGGUGAAUUUUUGUAAUA